AUGAAACAACUUAAAGUAUGUUUAAUAGGAGAUUCUGGUGUUGGGAAAACAAGCCUUCUUUCUCGUUUUAUUAACAAUACAUUUUCACCAACAACUGAAUCUACUGUUGGUGCUAAUUUUUUUAUUCAUGAAUUUCAUGUUGAUGGGAAAAUAACACAAGUUGCUUUAUGGGAUACAGCAAGUCAAGAACGAUAUCGUUCAUUAGUAACAAUGUAUUACAGAAAUACAAACGGUUGUUUAAUUGUUUUUGGUUUAGAUAAUCGGGAUAGUUUUUAUAAUAUCAAAACAUGGUAUAACAAUCUUAUUCAUACAGUUGGUACGGAUGUUGCUAUUAUUAUUGUUGGAAAUAAAAACGAUUUACCUGAAACCUCUAUCACAGAACAGGAAAUAAAAGCUUUAGCUAAUGAAUUACAUUGUUCUUGGUGUCUUGUUUCUGCUAAAACUGGUGAAGGUGUUUCAAAUGCUUUUGAAAGUAUUGCCAGUAUGUUACAUAUUACAAAAGACGAAGAAAGUGAUGAACAACCACAACAUAAUUUAAACAAUUCAUCAUCACAAAAUAUAUGUUGUUAA
Messenger RNA from Entamoeba dispar SAW760, 570 nucleotides. RefSeq names its product GTP-binding protein ypt2, putative. The record is from RefSeq and is a predicted model, not a curated record. The transcript has a single exon. Gene Ontology annotation, molecular function: GTP binding; GTPase activity. NCBI's taxonomy places the organism in Eukaryota, Evosea, Mastigamoebida, Endamoebidae. The coding region runs from base 1 to 570 and encodes 189 amino acids.